Mesorhabditis spiculigera is the source of this 1458-nucleotide messenger RNA. The record is from the annotation of a GenBank genome assembly. Lineage: Eukaryota; Metazoa; Nematoda; Chromadorea; Rhabditida; Rhabditidae.
AUGAAAGUCGCUCUCAUCGCUCUACUAGUGGCCUCUUCGGCCUACGCCCAGGUUGGCGUCGGCCUCAACACUCGCGUCGGAAGAGAUGUGGAGAAGCAGAUGCACCAGGAGCACAAAAUUGAGUCCCGCCAAGUAAACGUUGGAGCUAGCGGCCGAGUUGGCCGCGAUGUUGAGAAGCAGAUGCACGAGGAGCAGCACAAGAUGGAAACUCGCCAAGUGAACGCUGGAGUCGGCGGCCGAGUUGGCCGUGAUGUUGAGAAGCAGAUGCAUGCUGAGACGAAGGUUGAGCGCCCCGCCCGUCAGGUGUCCGCUGGAGCAGGUGGACGCGUAGGACGUGACGUCGAGAAGCAGAUGCACCAGGAGCACAAGAUCGAGACCCGCCAAGUCCAAGCCGGCCUGAACACCCGUGUCGGACGCGACGUCGAGAAGACGAUGCACGCCGAGAAAGUUGAGCGACCAGCCCGUCAAGUGUCCGCUGGAGCUGGUGGACGUGUCGGACGUGACGUUGAGAAGCAGAUGCACGAGCAGCACAAGAUCGAGACCCGUCAAGUUGCCGCUGGAUUGAAUACUCGUGUCGGCCGUGACGUCGAGAAGACGAUGCACUCCGAGAAGGUUGAGCGCCCCGCCCGUCAAGUCUCCGCCGGAGCCGGUGGACGCGUUGGACGUGACGUCGAGAAGCAGAUGAACGAACAACACAAGAUCGAGACCCGCCAAGUCCAAGCCGAUCUGAACACCCGUGUCGGACGCGACGUCGAGAAGACGAUGCACGCCGAGAAGGUUGAGCGCCCCGCCCGUCAGGUGUCCGCUGGAGCUGGUGGACGUGUUGGACGUGACGUUGAGAAGCAGAUGCAUGAGCAGCACAAGAUCGAGACCCGCCAAGUCCAAGCCGAUCUGAACACCCGUGUCGGACGCGACGUCGAGAAGACGAUGCACGCCGAGAAAGUUAACGCCCGCCCAAGGUGUCCCUGGGUUGGUGGACGUGUCGGCCGUGAUGUUGAGAAGCAGAUGCAUGCUGAGACGAAGGUUGAGCGCCCCGCCCGCCAGGUUUCCGCUGGAGCCGGAGGACGUGUCGGACGUGACGUCGAGAAACAGAUGCAUGAGCAGCACAAGAUUGAAACCCGCCAAGUCAACGCGGGAUUGAACGCUCGUGUCGGACGCGAUGUUGAGAAGACGAUGCAUGCUGAGACGAAAGUUGAACGACCUGCCCGCCAGGUGUCCGCUGGAGCCGGUGGACGUGUCGGACGUGACGUAGAGAAGACCAUGCACAACGAGGAGCACAAGAUCGAAACUCGCCAAGUCCAAGCCGGCUUGAACACCCGUGUCGGACGUGACACCGAGCACCAGAAGCCCGCCCAGAUUCGUGAGCGCCGUCAGCUGCUCGGAGGCGGAUACGGAGGUGGUGUCGGAGUCCAGCCUGGACUCGGCGUCAACACCGGCCUCGGACUCAACCUCGGCCGU